Molecule: messenger RNA, 3614 nt
Organism: Nylanderia fulva
Lineage: Eukaryota; Metazoa; Arthropoda; Insecta; Hymenoptera; Formicidae
Biological process (GO): protein processing
Cellular component (GO): plasma membrane
Molecular function (GO): metalloendopeptidase activity
Source: RefSeq, a predicted model, not a curated record
AAUGACUUUCAUAUUGCGGUAAAGAACGUUACAAUUCAUUAAUUGUGUAAUUAAAAUCCCUAUCGGCCGCAGAUUUUUCUGCGAACAUGGGGAGAUUCAUUCUUCUAGUCUUGAUUGGUGCAUUUUUAAUAAAGAAUGCUGCAUCAUCAUCAAUUCAUCAUGCAUAUCCUAAAAAUCUGGCAUGGUUAUUUGGUUUGAACGAAAAUAAACUAAAUGAAAACAAGCAGGAGACGACAGGGAAUGUGUGUACAAGCAAGGAAUGCGAAUCAAUUGGUAAGAUAAUAUCGCAGAGUAUAAACCCAUCUGUAGAUCCGUGCGACGACUUCUACGAAUAUGCUUGUGGAAAUUGGGCGGAACAUAAUCCCAUUCCAGAAGGAUACGCUGCGUGGAGUUUAUUUAAUAAGCUCCAAGCGAAAGUACAAGAACAAGUAGACAAUAUUUUGGCAGAAGAACCUAAAAAAAAUGAUAUUUUGGCGUUAAAACUUGCAAAAAAAUGGUAUACGGUCUGCAUGGAUACAGAUGCGAUGGACAAGGAAGGGCUUGAUAAAAUACUUGUCACUCUAUCGCGUAUAGGCGGUUGGCCGAUGACAAUGGAGCCAGACGAAUGGAAUGAGGAAGAAUAUAGUUGGCAAAAAGUAGACGAUCAAUAUGUGCGCUUGACAGGAAGGAAUGCUUUUCAUGAUGUUCGCGUAAACGGUUAUUCACCAAAUAAGACCGUACAGAUCGAUGUUCCACAUUUACCUUCGGGUACAUUGAAACUAUGGCUUGAAAACUGGAUUGAGAAUGAAGAUUUUGAAGAUGAUGAUAAUGAAGAUCCAAGUAAUGAAGAACAGACCGAGGAGGAUAAUGAGGUGUCUGGAAGCGGAGAUAACGAAAUUUACGAUGACGACGAAGAUGAUGAUGACGACGAAGAUGACUAUGACGAUGACGAUGACGAUGACGAUGACGAUGACGAUGACGAUGACGAUGACGAUGACGAUGACGAUGACGAUGAAAAUGACUAUGACGAUGAAGAUGAAGAUGAAGAUAGUGAAGAUGACGAUGAAGAUAGUGAAGAUGACAAUGACGACGAUGAUGACGAAGAUGAUGAUGACGAUGACGACGAAGAUGAUGAUGACGAUGACAACGAAGUUGAUCGUGAAGAUAAAGACGCUGCGAAAAAACAGAAUAAAGAUAAAAAAAAGAAAAUUGCAAAGAGGAAAAUUGGCAAGAAAAAAUCCACAAACAAGUUAUAUCGAAAAACUCAGAAAAAAAAUAAAAAUAUACAGCACAAUAAAAAGACAAAGAGUAACACUCGAAUUCUCAAUAGUCAUAAGAUGAAGAAACAAAGAGUAAAAAGACGAGCUGUAUCGACAAAGAUUCAUAGUAAACGCGCUCAGCAUCUUACUCAUCGUGAGAAAUUGCAGAAGAGCAGAAGGAAUCAUGAAAGAAAAGUACAGGACAAAGAGAGGCUGAAGAAAACUUUGAAAACAGUCAGGUCUAUAACGGCGGAAAGCACAGAAGAAACGAGUGAUGAAGAAGACAGUACUACAUUAACGAUGGUAUUAUACGCUACUUACAUUUUCGAAGUAGCUAGCGCUAUAGCUGAAGAGAGAGGCACUGAGCUCUCAGAAGAUCAAUUUCUAAAGGAUAUCGAAGACCUGGUCGAGUUUCAGGUGAACCUAGCGCAGAUUGUUUAUGAUACUGAAGGGGAAGGGGAAGAGCUGAAGUUGACGCUCGAUGAAUUCCAACAAUGGUAUGAUGAAAAAAAGCCUGAUACUGUUAAUAGAAAUGCGCAAAUCAAUUGGGUGUAUAAAAUUGCGGAAUUAUUUGACGAAGCUCAUGUUCCUGUGGAUGACGAUUUAAAUUUAAAUGUUGACCAAUCAGAUUAUUUUGAGGCUCUUGCCGAUUUACUAAACGAGACACCAAGUCGAACGAUCGUGAACUACAUACACUGGAACUUUUUGAGCAGGAUGAUAGAAGCUACUACAAAUGAAAUGAGAGAAUUAUACAACGAAUGGGAAGAUUGGGAUCCUUUGGAAGAUGAAGAUGAAGAUGAUGAAGAUGAAGACGAUGAAGAUGAAGACGAUGAAGAUGAAGACGAUGAAGAUGAUGAAGAUGAAGAUGAAGAAGACGAAGACAGAUCAUCCAAAUGCUUGCGUCAGGCACAACUGCGUGACAUUCUAUCAUACGAAUAUGUGAAAAGACAUUACUCAGACGAUAUUACAAAAUCUGCAGAGGAUAUGGUCGACGAUAUACAAAAGGAAGUAGAAUAUCAAAUUAAAGAAUCAGAAUGGCUAGAGGAAGAUAUUAAGGAUUAUGUUUUGGCGAAACUAGUGAAUAUGAAAAAAUAUAUUGGAUAUCCAGAUUGGUACAGAAAUAAUACUAUCGUUAAACAAUAUUUCCAAGGACUCAUUAUAGGCAAAUCGUAUUAUGAGAAUUUACUUAGCUAUAGCAGAUAUAGUAAAUGGAAACAGCUACGGGAGUUAAAGAAGCACCGUGGUGAUGACGAAGAGGACGUAUGGUGGAUGAGUCCUUUGACAGUAAAUGCCUUCUUCUCUCCUGAUGCGAAUUCUAUAAGCCUUUCGGCGGCGGAUUUCCAAAGUCCAUUUUACGCUUCUGAUCGACCACAGGCUGUUAAUUAUGGCAUUGUUGGAGUUAUCAUGGCUCACGAAGUUAAUCACGGAUUCGAUAAUGAUGGGAUCUAUUACGAUAAGAAUGGCAAUAAUUUAGAUGAUGAUGAUAAUUUUGUGGAAUGGUUAUCUAUAUUGUCUCGAGAGUACGGCAAAAGAGCAAACUGUUUUGUACAGCAAUUUAAUAGUUAUCCUCUUGAAAAUAAUUCAACUAAUAAAUUAAAGAAUUAUGGCAAUCAAACGUCGGGUGAGAAUAUCGCGGAUACAAUGGGAUUACAAGCCUCGUACAGGGCUUAUCAAAGGAGGACAAGAGAAUGCGGACAACCGGAUGUGUCAUUGCCGGGCUUGGAAAAAGUCACUCACGAUCAACUCUACUUCCUAUCUUUUGCCAAUGUGUGGUGCGAAGCUACCCUUAAUCCCAAAGUUAAUGAGGCAAUAGCUUCGAGGGACGUACAUAGUACUGGACGUUUAAGAGUGAUAGGAUCUGUUUCGAACUCAGAAGACUUUGCCAAGGCUUUUAAUUGCCCUGUUGGUAGUAAAAUGAAUCCCAAAAGAAAAUGCAAUAUCUGGAAAUAACGGAUAAGAUAAAGAAAUCAAACUUGAGAGAUCAAUAUAAAAACUCAUCAUCUAAAAGUAUUUAACAAAAAUUGUUUAUCCACUUAUAUCGAUGAAUAAACUGAAACUGCAAAUCGUGUAAAGAAGAUUUGUCAUUUGUGCAUCGUGGAGUUUUUUCACAGGUUUGAAGUUUUUAUUACGAUCUGAUCUUAAUUGAAGAAAAUAUCUUGCGUAAAUAAUUUAUUCAAGUAUAUUGAUGAAUGAAGUGAUGCAUGUAUACAAAAAAAACACUUGUCAUUUUUUCAAAAGUUUUCUGUAAAUUCGUCAUGAUUACGAUAUGUAAUUAUACAUAAUUUUAUUUUUCUUACGUUCAUUUUUUAUCAGACUAGUUUGAAAAGCAAUGUUUGGCCAGUUUUUAAUGAAUUAAAAGAUGAAUGAAAAAUUCUA